Pantherophis guttatus is the source of this 3695-nucleotide messenger RNA. It is a transcript of the gene ABRA, whose product is annotated as actin binding Rho activating protein. Gene Ontology annotation, molecular function: actin binding. NCBI's taxonomy places the organism in Eukaryota, Metazoa, Chordata, Lepidosauria, Squamata, Colubridae. The record is from RefSeq and is a predicted model, not a curated record. Gene Ontology annotation, biological process: positive regulation of transcription by RNA polymerase II; positive regulation of Rho protein signal transduction. Gene Ontology annotation, cellular component: sarcomere.
CCCACCCUUCUAUCUAUUUAAAUCUUCACAAUUCUUCCCUGCCUGUUAUUUGCUACAAGACCAUCUGAACGGAGUUUUAACACAAGCAAACGUUGGGAAACCAUAGACAAAGCCAUGCCACCAGAAGAACACCAGUGUACCACACCUGCCAAGAGGGCCAUCAAAAAAAUCCGAAUGACUAGCUUGGUUAUCAGCUUGGCGAAAGGUUGGCAGAAAUGGGCAACUGAACACAACACCAAGCAAGCUCAGGAACCUAGUGGAUGGGUACCUAAUGAAGACAAAUCACCAAAUGACCCAAGUGAGUGGACACCUCCGAAACAUUCACCAACUUUCAAGACAGAUCAGUCAAAAACUGAGAUACAGUUUCCCUCAGUACAGCAAGUUUUAAACAAAGAUGGAGAACAAAGUCCUAGUGAGUCAACAGAAACUCUGGAGAAAUUUAAUAUUAAAAGUAAAGAAGUUACCAAAAGUGUAAUAAGGUCAGUCUCUGAAAGAAGUAGUGACAUUGGUCUUCUCAGCAACAAAUAUGAACAAGAUGAAUUUGCGGAGACAGGAAAGAUCAUCAAUGACCCUACAAAUAUUGAUCAGAUCCUUAGUAAUAAAAUGUCUCCUACAAGGAGAAAGUGCUCUAAUCUGGUAUCAGAGAUGACAAAGGGAUGGAAACUUUUAGAACAAGAAGAACUACAGGAUUAUCGCAGCAACAGCUUGGAUACAGAAGACAGUGGCUAUGGUGAAGACACAGAGGAUGGAUUAGACAGGGAUCAUAAUAUCCAAGAAAUAAAGAGUGUGGUGAGGAUAAAACAUCCCAUGGCCUCGCACAAGAAUAAAAAUCUCAAACUGUCUAAGAAUUACAGUCCUGUCUACAAUCUAAAGGGGCGAUGGCAAGAAUGGGCUGAUGAACAUGUGACCGUACAGAAACUCAACCCUUUCAGUGAGGAGUUUGACUAUGAGCUCGCUAUGGCCACCCGUUUGCGUAAAGGAGAUGAGGGCUAUGGUUAUCCUAAAGAAGGCACAAAGACAGCCGAACGGGCCAAGAGAGCAGAGGGCCACAUCCACCGGGAGAUGAGAGACAUGUGUUUCAUCAUCAGAACAAUGGCUCGGCCACGACAUGAUGGCAAGAUCCAAGUUACUUUUGGUGAUCUCUUUGACAGAUACGUUCAAAUUUCAGAUAAAGUGGUUGGAAUACUCCUGAGGGCCAGAAAACAUGGAAUGCUAGACUUUGAGGGAGAAAUGUUGUGGCAAGGUCGGGAUGAUGCCGUUCUAAUAACUUUGUUAGAAUAAGGUCUUUUUCCUCACAGGAUAAACCAAAGGGCAUCCUUGUAUUCAGAAUGUUUUAUCAAAAAGUUUAUCAGAAAGAUCGACAGACAAGCUUUCAUUGGUACUCAGAACUUCUUAUCUAUUAAUAUUUAACAAUAGUAUCUCCAUAUUAUCCCAUCUCUAUGUUAUUGUUUAUUAAGUACAUAGAUUGUUCUGCCAGUACUGGUAGUAUCUAACUAUGUUUGGUAAGAUUUCUAUAUAAAGAAUGAAGAUGAUAUAGAAGAUGGUUCACUUCAUCUGCCUUAUGGAUCAGAUGUUUAUUAAACACUUGGGGAUUUUUCAGAGAUCUGGUUAGCAUUGGGAGCAUGAGGCAACCCAGGCUGUUAAUGUUGUUGCUCCCUCUUUUAAGCAAUUCCAGUUCAUUUUUUUUUUUUUACAGAGGACCUCCAGCAGAUAAAAUGACAGAUAAAAACUUUGAGACACCCAUGGAGAGAGAUAAAAAAAUGAACCCAACAAACACCCCCCCCCCCAAAUAUACAAGCCCAAGUUCAGCCCUACUUUUCCUUCCAGGAAAAAUGAGGAAAUUUUCAUACUUUUCCUAUUUUGUACUGUUGGAUUGUUAAAUCAGUGGCCUUGUUUAGGAUAGUAAAUUGCUUUUGGGGAAAUUUGUGAAGUAAAAUUUGUGAACUCCACAGUUCCUGUGACUGUUUUGGACAGCCCCUUGCCAACUGUUGCUUAGAUACUGCCAGCCUUACAUUAAGGCUACAUAAAGUGAUUUUAAUUAAUGUUAAAUCCCAACAUUUCAAAAAUUUACUUUGACAAUAUGAGCUCAUUAGAUCUGCUUUAAAACGUGGUGAGGUACAUGGACAUGUGAUGUUAUAACAAUAAUACUUUAUAAUAAAUCUGAUUGCCAUUACUUAAAAGAUGUGUUAAGUAGCUUUUAGAUAAGGGGAUCCCAAUCUUUUUGAGUUAGUGGGGACAUUGGAUAAUUUCCAAACUUCUUGUGGGUGUUCAGAGAUUGCCUAUUCUUGAAAAUGGCUGCCAUGGGAAUCUACCCACAUAUUAAUUUACCACAUUUCUCACCAUCUCUAGCACCUGCUCAAACAGAAUAUAACUUAUAUCCCCUCUUUAAUGAACAGUACUUUUUUUUUUUCUGAGCAGGCUACUGAGUUAUAAUUGCCUAUUAUUUUUAUCUAUUAAGAUAGCUUAAUGAUAAUGAUGCUGGAAGAAUACCAUUUUGCAUUACAUUAUGCCUUCUCAUUUUCAAAAAUUAAUUUAAAAAUGUAAAAAGUUACUAGUUGAAGGAAACAGAACCUUAGAGAUAUUAAGUGAGGUAUCCUUGAAAUCCAACUGGGGGUCCCAGUGUUAGAUGAACCAUAUUGUUUUCUUAAUGCUAUCAGCUGUUGAAAAGAAUUGCAUUUUGAUAUGGUAUGUUGUCUUUCAAAGUGAAAGAUACUGCAUCUUCUUACAGAAGAAAAAAUAUAUGAUUUUGUGUCAACACGAUGGUAAAUUUAUUCUAAAAGUUACUACGCAAAUAUCAGUAUAUGUGCAUGCAUGUAUGUAUAGCUUUAAAAUGAUUUUUCAGUCACAUAUCAAAAAUGAUUCUUGCAAGAAAUCACGUGCAAAAAUCUUAAGUGCUGUGAAGUAUUAAUAGCAUUAUAAAGGAAGUUUGUUAUAAGCAAAUAACAUUUUACAUUUAAUCAAUAAACUUUCCUGCAUCCAUUGGUAACUUUCCUGCAUCCAUUGGUAAGGUAAAUCAAGCUUUUAUUCUCAGAUAAAAAUAAAAUCUUAUUUACCUUACUAAUUAGAUAAAAUAAUUAAGUUUGGAAAAAUGUAAUUUAAAAAAAAACGUUGCUUUCCCAGGACAAGGAUAUUAUUUUAAGUUUUUAUGUCUGCUAAUUAUUUUUCAAGAUUUGGAUUAUGAAAGUUUACUGAGCAGUUUAUACCAUUGAUUGGUCUAAAUUAAGCUGUAAAUAUUAAAUGUUUCUGUCAAAUAUAGGGAAUGUGAUCCAUUUCAAAAUCUUAUUUAUAUUAACAAGAAGUGAAAUGCACUGCAAAUUCAGUUGAUACAAUGGAAUAAAUGAAAAAGAAUUAAAUAAAUUUAAUAGCUUUUUUGAGGAAAAUAUUUUGUUUUUUUAAUGCCAAGGCAAUAACCUAUUAUUUUUUCUGAAUCAAUGUUAGUAGCAUUUUUAGUGUUUCCUGAAGCUUAAGGAUUCUAAUUCUAUUUUAUAGCUGCAGUAGCUCACUUUGAUUUUUCUUAUUGGAAGGGAGGCGAUAUGGAUAAAGUUGGGACAAAAAUUAUGGGCUGCCUUUCUUGGCAAAUGGCAGUUUGUAUUGUAUAUUGAAAUUUCUAUAUAGCUGUAACGAACAUUUUAACAGCAACUCCCACACCACAUGUCAAAGUGUAUUACCAAUUAAUAAACAGCUUUGUAAAAAUA